AUGCGUAAACCAUCCGUGGCCCAGAUCGUGUAUAACGCCACCUUUCCUCGACCUCGCACAAACGAGCCAGGGUCGUUUGCCGCUCAUAUCACCCGAAACCUCGUUCCCGAAGUCCGGGUCGAAACAUCGCUUUUCUACGGCUCGCUAGACUGCAUCGAAGCACAAUACCCGGGGCUGGAUUAUUCGUAUGGACCGCAUCGCAUGCGACUGAGUCGUUUCCCAUGGCACCGCAGACUGUUCCGGACCUUUGACGAGCUUGGUUUGACAGCAGAAGAGAUCGGAGAUCUCUGUCGGUGGGAAGGCACCAAGUCUGCGCGUCAGCGGUACGAGGCAGAAGAAGGGGUCAGUGUGCGGGACACCACAGCUCAUUCCAUCCGACCGGCAUCCCCCCAACCCGCUCCCUCAAUCGAGAUCCAUUACGACGACUUCGACUUCUGCGGGACAGAAGAGGAAGAUGAGCUCAUCAUCGAGACCCAAAGCAAUGGCACUGUCCGCGCGACUUCUCGUGCUUCCAGCUACCGCUCCGCCGCCGAGGAGCAUGAAAUCGAAGAGGAAUUCAGCGAUGAGGAAAUGGAGAGCUGCGGAGUCGCCCUGAACACCCGGAUUCUUGCUGCGAUGGCCGCUCGUGACCAGGGCACGGAUGUACCGCUAGACGAGGACUGGGAACAAUGGCUAAAGGAGGCUGGAGAGCGUGGCGGUUUCGGCGAGAUGGUACAUGCUAUCCGUGCGAACCAGCCCUUGACUCUCGUUGCCGACAAUGUGCGAAUUCCACGGGGUCGCGGUGCGGCUCGUGUGAUCACCAGGGCGGCCUUGUUCACUGUGCCAGACAGUAUCCUGGCAGCAAGCCCAGCUCUCCCCUCUAGCUCCAGCCAUGCCUCCGGCACGGCCCAGUGA
Messenger RNA from Penicillium paradoxum, 894 nucleotides. RefSeq lists its product as uncharacterized. The record is from RefSeq and is a predicted model, not a curated record. The transcript has a single exon. The coding region runs from base 1 to 894 and encodes 297 amino acids. Lineage: Eukaryota; Fungi; Ascomycota; Eurotiomycetes; Eurotiales; Aspergillaceae.